AUGAGGGUGACUGGCACUAGGAAAGGUGUGAAGACUCCAGGCUGGCUCUCCUAUAGCCUGCACUUUGGGGGACAGAGACACAUAAUCCACAUGAAGGCCAAAAAGCUGUUAGUAUCCACGUACUUCCCAGUGUUCACCUACACAGACCAGGGUGCUCUUGUUGGAGAUGAACCUUAUGUUCAGGAUGACUGCCACUUCCAAGGUCAUGUGGAAGGAGACCCAGAAUCCAUCAUUGCUCUUAGCUCCUGUUUUGGGGGCUUGCAAGGAAUGCUAAAGAUAACUGAUGCUGUGUAUGAAAUUAAGCCAAAGAGGUUUUCUACCAAACAUGAACAUCUAAUCUAUAAACUGAAUUACAAUGAGACAGAAUUCCCAUCCAUGAAAUGUGGAUUAACAGAACAAACAGCACGGCAAUUAGCAUUUCAAGAGACUAAUAAUUUCCCUCUCAGGCAAAUCAGCUAUGAGGGCUGGUGGACGCACAGAUGGUUUGUUGAGCUGGCAGUGGUAGUAGACCAUCAACGAUUUCUUCACAGGGAGAGUAAUGCUUCUGGGGUGCUAGUGGAGGUGUCUCUCAUUCUAAAUGAAAUAAAUGCCUUUUAUAGUGCAAUGGAUGUUGAUUUCAGUUUAUCUGGACUUGAGAUUUGGAAUGAAGGCAACCAACUGCAAGAAAAUGAUAUGGAACAAUUUUUGAUAACCUUUUGUCAGUGGAAAAGAGUAGCCAUUAAUCACCGAAUACCCCAUGAUAUUUUACAUCUAUUUAUAAAGCAGAACUUUGGUAAAUAUGUUGGCCUAGCAUAUGUUGGAACAAUAUGUCAUCAAAAUUACAACUGUGGAAUUAACAAGUUUGAUGUAGAUGAAUUGUUUCCACUUGCACAUACCGUGGCACAUGAGAUUGGUCAUAAUUUGGGUAUGGCACAUGACGAUCAUACAUGUACAUGUGGGAAGAGCACAUGUAUAAUGUCUCCAGCAGAAAAUGAUUCAAAUUCUUUCAGCAACUGCAGUUAUGCCUCCUUCUAUGAAAUAUUACUUAGAACAUUCUGCAUGCACAAUCUACCUUAUCUUUUGAAGACAGACAGACAGUGUGGCAAUGGUGUGGUUGAAGAAGGAGAGGAGUGUGACUGUGGAUCCUUACAAAUGUGUACACAUGAUCCUUGUUGCUUGACAAACUGCACUCUGAGACCUGGGGCAGCUUGUGCCUUUGGGCUUUGUUGCAAAGAUUGCCAGUUGAGGGCAUCAGGUGAAGUAUGCAGAGAAAAGGAUAAUGAAUGUGAUCUUCCAGAGUGGUGCAAUGGAGUUUCACAGGCAUGUCCAGAUGAUGUCUAUAUGGAGAACGGAUACAAAUGCUUAGACACUGGCUUCUGUUACAAAAAGAGAUGUAAUGUCCGUGAUGAACAGUGUAGACAAAUUUUUGGCAAGAAAGCUAAGAAUGCAAAUCUAAAAUGCUACAGAGAAAUCAAUAGCCGUGGUAACCGUUUCGGUAACUGUGGGAACGAGAGUGGAUCAUAUAUAGGAUGUAAUAUCAAAGACAUUCUGUGUGGAAGAAUUCAGUGUCAGAACGUAACGAGUAUCCCGUAUUUGAAGGAACAUAGUACUGUGCAUUUUAUUCACAUCAGUGGCCAUGACUGCUGGGGCACUGACCACCAUUUUGGGAUGCCCAUAUCUGACAUUGGUGAUGUGAAAGAUGGCACAGAGUGUGGAGAAAAACAUAUGUGUAUUCACAGGAGCUGUGUCUCUGUGGAACGUGCAACACAUCUUUGUUCACUUAAGAGAUGCCAUAAGAAUGGAGUCUGCAACAAUAAACAUCACUGUCACUGCAACUCUAACUGGGCCCCACCUAGGUGUGAAAGAGAAGGCAGUGGGGGUAGUAUUGACAGUGGCCCACCCCCUCAUAGAAAACUGAAGAAAUCUACAGUGCAGAGUUACGUGACCCUAUUUUUACUGUCUCCUUUUUUGCUUUUGUGUUGUUAUUUCAUUAUUUCACUCUGUAGGAGAAAAAUUAAGGAAGAAAAAAGAAAAGAAGCUCCACUUGUGGGAAAGCAGAGUGCUGAGGCCCCGCCUGAGUCAGGGCAGGAUGCUGCCGCUCCACUUAGUGGAGAGGGUACAGAGGCUCCACCUAAGGAAGAGGAAGAUGUUGAAAUGGCACCUGACAUGGAGCAGAAUGACCAAAAUCCACCUGAGAUGGAAGAGGAAAAAAAUCACAAUUGA
Molecule: messenger RNA, 2202 nt
Organism: Ochotona curzoniae (black-lipped pika)
Lineage: Eukaryota; Metazoa; Chordata; Mammalia; Lagomorpha; Ochotonidae
Product: disintegrin and metalloproteinase domain-containing protein 25-like
Exons: 1
Coding region: 1-2202 (733 amino acids)
Biological process (GO): male gonad development; proteolysis
Cellular component (GO): plasma membrane; external side of plasma membrane; sperm head plasma membrane
Molecular function (GO): metalloendopeptidase activity
Source: RefSeq, a predicted model, not a curated record